Messenger RNA from Andrographis paniculata, 1765 nucleotides. Its product is annotated as probable magnesium transporter NIPA4. Gene Ontology annotation, molecular function: magnesium ion transmembrane transporter activity. Gene Ontology annotation, cellular component: membrane. Gene Ontology annotation, biological process: magnesium ion transport. The transcript has 9 exons. The record is from RefSeq and is a predicted model, not a curated record. Lineage: Eukaryota; Viridiplantae; Streptophyta; Magnoliopsida; Lamiales; Acanthaceae. The coding region runs from base 512 to 1549 and encodes 345 amino acids.
UGUACUCCAUUGCUUCGAGUUCGAGUUAGAGUUUGAGUUAGAGUUCCGACUUCUACUUCGACCCCAUCAGUGUCACUGCCCAGUCGGAGACAACUCAUUGUUGUUUUGCUCGAUCCAUUUUCUCUCUGCCAAAUCCCUCUCACCAUUUCCCAAUUUUCAUCCCAAUAUACUCAUUCCAAUUUUUUAUUCAAUUCCUGUUGAAAUUCCCAGUUCCCUUUCCUUUCUUGUUGAAUUCCCAGCUGGAAUUUCUCCGUUGCCAGGGGAGCAGUUUUUGCCGUCCUUGUAGACCAGCAAGUCGUCGGGUCUUCUUGCUGCUGCUUCCACCGACACCUGCUGCUGCAGAUCUUCACGCCACAACAGAUAUCGGAGUCGAUUCGAUUCGAUUAGCUGAUUUUGUUUCGAGAUCGCUGGACUGGGAGUUCUUGCUUUAGCUGCAAUGAGGGUGCAGUAGUUAGGUCGUCCGGAAUUACGGUUUUAAAAGCUCAAUUGUGCUGUAAUCUUGGCGGCGGAGAUGGGUGCGGGUGCUGCAGCGACGCCGGUUUCGUACAAGGGGAUGGAGGAUAACGUGAAGGGCUUGGUUUUGGCCUUGUCUUCUAGUAUUUUCAUCGGCGCCAGCUUCAUUGUUAAGAAAAAGGGGUUGAAGAAGGCUGGUGCUUCUGGUCUAAGAGCUGGAUUUGGAGGGUAUUCAUAUUUAUACGAGCCAUUGUGGUGGAUGGGCAUGACAACAAUGAUUGUUGGGGAGAUAGCAAAUUUUGCGGCUUAUGCAUUUGCUCCGGCAAUUCUUGUAACUCCUCUCGGUGCAAUCAGCAUUAUAAUCAGUGCUGUGCUCGCACAUAUUAUUUUGGAGGAGAAACUGCACAUAUUUGGUAUUCUUGGCUGUGUCUUAUGUGUCGUGGGGUCUACAACAAUUGUCUUGCACGCUCCACAGGAAAGUGGGAUCGAAUCUGUGAAGGAAGUAUGGGACCUUGCCACCGAGCCAGCAUUUCUAUUAUAUGCAGCUCUUGUGAUAACCCUCGUCCUCGUUAUAAUCUUCCAUUACAUCCCUCAGUAUGGCCAGACUCAUAUACUGUUCUACAUUGGCGUUUGUUCGCUAGUUGGUUCUUUAUCGGUUAUGAGUGUCAAAGCAUUGAGUAUUGCGAUAAAGCUCACACUAUCGGGAACGAAUCAGCUGAUGUAUCCCCAAACAUGGGUGUUUGCUAUGGUUGUCGCCGUUUGCGUACUCACUCAAAUGAACUACCUAAACAUGGCUCUUGAUACAUUCAACACAGCCGUAGUUUCUCCGAUUUACUAUGUGAUGUUCACAUCCUUGACUAUAUUGGCAAGUGUGAUAAUGUUCAAGGACUGGGACAGACAGAACCCGACUCAAAUUAUCACCGAAAUGUGCGGGUUUGUGACUAUUCUUUCCGGAACCUUUCUUCUCCACAAAACGAAGGACAUGGCUGAUGGUUCGAAGUCGAUGAGACUUCCUAAACAUGCAGACGAGGAAGAUGGAUUGGGUGAAGAAGGCAUCCCUCUUAGGCAGCAGGAUUCAUCGAUGCGAAAAUCUUGAUAAUGUAUAAUCGAUUAAUCAAUCUCUCUUGGUUUCCAAUAGUAAGUCUUAAGUCUGUUUUUUUUGUCCAAAGUGAGAUCCCAAAAUGAAUUAAGGUCGAAAGUCGAAGGCCUUUUUGGGGGGCUGGACUGUAAGAUACAACUAUAUUAAUACCACCUCACCACACAAUUCGUGUGAGAUAUUAUUAUUAUUAUUAUUAUUAUUUUGUUAGAUCAA